Molecule: messenger RNA, 2990 nt
Organism: Carassius carassius (crucian carp)
Lineage: Eukaryota; Metazoa; Chordata; Actinopteri; Cypriniformes; Cyprinidae
Product: serine/threonine-protein kinase/endoribonuclease ire-1-like
Exons: 10
Coding region: 224-1975 (583 amino acids)
Biological process (GO): protein phosphorylation; intrinsic apoptotic signaling pathway in response to endoplasmic reticulum stress; inflammatory response
Cellular component (GO): IRE1-TRAF2-ASK1 complex
Molecular function (GO): RNA endonuclease activity; ATP binding; protein serine/threonine kinase activity
Source: RefSeq, a predicted model, not a curated record
CCCUUUGUUUGAUGACAGUUGGCAGAUGGUAUUUCUAUUCGAAGGGACGAACAUAACGGAUUCAGAGAAAAACACAUCUAUAUAACUUUUCAUUCACGUGUAUUUCAUUAUUCAUCUUCCUUACAACUUGUGGGUUUCUCUGGACAAACAAGACUGAUCUGCCACGCUUUGUUGAUUUUCUGUGUGUAAGACUUGCAGUUUUUAACGACUCUGAACAAAAACAAUGGAGAACCAGCAUGCUGAGUUUGUGGACCGUCACAGAAGCAAACUCAUCCAAAGGGUUACUGCUGUGAUGGCCAUUGCUGAUUCACUGUUAGCUGUUAAAAUACUUCAUGAAGAAACAUACUCAAAUAUUUUUGUAGCACCUACAACAAUGGAGAAAAUGAGAAAGUUACUUGUUGCUCUGAACACCAUCAAAGCUAAAUCUGCUUUUUAUAAUUUGCUCAAAGAUAAUGACCGCUUCCUGUUUGAAGAUCUUAAACGAGAAGAAAUUGAACAGGGAAUGGAAGGGGCAUCUGCUCAGACCUCAUCAAAAGUACUGGAAACUGGAUCUAAUCCUCAAAAUACUAAUGCAGUGCAGAUGGAAGCUGUCCAACAGAGGACUGAGGACCAACAAAUAACCUGGUGGAACAGAGAUAGAUCCCGUACAAGACAUAAGACAAAAAUAGAGGAGCUGCAAAGAGAGACUGGCAAACAAAAAGUAGGGAUCCUCUUCUUUUAUAAAGUUGAGAAGUACAUGAUUGGCUCUGGAGGAAGUGGCACACAAGUAUAUAUUGGCGUGAGUGAAGAUGGCAUUGAAGUAGCCAUUAAAAUAAUAACCAAGAACCCAAAGAACAUCAAAGACUUUGAAAAUGAACUGAAGCUAUUGCAAGAUUCAAAGCUUGAAAGCCCAUAUAUCGUCAGGUAUGUGACCUGUGCACAGGAUAAAGAUUUUUACUAUCUUGCAAACCAGCUUUGUGAAUAUGAUCUAGUGGACUACAUGGAAUAUCUUCGUCAGUCAGAACAAAAGGACCGAAAAGAGACCACUUUGAGGAGAAUAGUGAAGGAGAUUCUUUUUGGCCUUCAAGUUCUUCACCGUGCUGAAGUGGUACAUCGUGAUAUAAAGCCUAGAAAUGUUUUGAUAGAUAAAGAAGAAAGGGCCAGGCUGGCCGACUUCGGCUUGAGUCGCAAACUGGAGGAGGGGGAAACCACUAUGUAUAUUGACAGAGCUGGUACACAAGGCUGGGAGGCAACGGAGAUUGUAGAUCAGACAGAAAUAGGUGGAUACAAAAAAAGCUCAGACAUCCAGGUAGCAGGGAUGUUAACCUAUUACAUCCUUUCUGACGGGAGACAUCCGUUUGGUGAUGGCAUCCGCUGUGUAGUGAACAUUUCAGAAGGGAAAUAUUCUCUUGAAGAUAUUCAAGAUAUUGCAGCAAAGGAUCUCAUAGAGUGGAUGAUCAAUAAAGAACAAGAUAAGAGACCGAAAAUCGACAAGGCCCUAAAUCACCCUUAUUUCUGGGAUGAUAAACGAAAAAAGGAAGUGCUUAAAGAACUGGGCGAUCAACCUGAAGUCCAGCACUAUAUUGAUAUUUUAAAAGUUUGCGAAACUAAGAAAGCUGAAGAAGGCCUAACAGCAAGAGAAGCCGUAGAAAUGACCUUCAUUAAUAAAAAGGACAAGCACAGAGUAACUGCAAUCCUUAAGAUGCUAGGAGAGACAGAAUCACAGGAAGUCCAGAACCAAAACUUAGAAGAUCUUUCUAAGCUUUGCAACGAUGUAGAGAAACUGACACAAGGCAAAUCAUUUAAUAAAUGGAAAUCAGAGCUUUCAGACAUGGCCAAUCCUUUUCCAGAGGACUUACUUGGCCUGCUGCGUACAUACCGCAACAAACUGAUUCACGGGGGAUUCGAUGAACAGAUGCUCCACCGUUUUCCAGACCUCUACAUCAGCUUGCACAGAUUGGCUACAGACAUGGGCUGGGACUGUACCUGGUCUUAAAUUGAGCCAGGAGAACAUCAGCAACUGUUGUGAGAGGAGAUGAGAGAGCCUCUAUCAUGGGGACUAGAGUUGUUAGGUUCUAGCUCGUCCAUGGAGGGGUGAAGCGACACAUGUGUGACCCAUCAAGUGUCACCACUCUCAUUCUCUUUAAGAGACCUCUAAAGGACAGAAAUAAAUAAUGAUAGAUACUACUGAAUUCAUGGCAAAUAAAAAAACUUAAUAAUGCAUUUUUGUCACAUAGGAAUUCGCUUCACAGUAAAGCACUGAAUUUGAGCCUGAAGGAUCUGAGGAUCCUCAAAUGAAGCCUGUGCGUGUUUUGCUUCAAGAGAGCAACCAUACAUUUGUGUUGUUUUACUUUCUUAUGUAUUCAUUCAUUUAUAACAAUUUAGCAUGUAAUCAUCUUAUUAUUCUGUUUAAUCAUAUAAUCAUUUAUAAUUAUUAUUACAGUCAUUUAGGUACCACUUUAUUUUACAGUCCUGUUCCUCAUGUACAUACUAUAUACUUAUUAUAGUAAUUACAAUAACUAGGUACUAACCCGAACCUAACCCUACCCCAUGUAGUUACCUUGUAUUACCAGAACUUUCUUAGAUAAAUACACUGUAAGUACAUGUACUGUAAAAAAAAAAAAAAGUGUUACUGUCAUUUAUAUAUACAGUUCAUUUAUUCAUGAAUUGAUUAGUCAUUAUGUAAGAGAUAAUCAAUGGUUAUUUGCUCCACUUCGUGUCAGGGGGUUCUUUGCCUCCACAUCGUGAAUUUAAAAUCCUUUAAUGCAUGGCAGACUGUUGAUUAUCCUUUACUUACAUUAUAGUUGUUUUUAUACUAUUUUCCAUUGUUGUUUUAGUCUUAUGACUAUGUGUUUGAAGAGAUGUUUAUCUUCAUGAAUAAGAGAUAUGACUGAAUGUUUAUGGAAACUCAAGGUUUAUGGGAUGUUGUUGUGAAGCAGUUUUGGUACAUGUUGAAUUUGUCUAAGAAUUGAAACAUAGGCAACUAAGACUAUUCAAUAAACUCUGUUCCU